UUCUCCCAAGAGGAGUGGGAGUGGCUGAACUCUGCUCAGAGGAAUCUGUACAGGAGUGUGAUGUUGGAGAACUACAGGAACCUGGUUUCGCUGGGACUUUGCGUUUCUAAGCCUGAUAUGAUCUCCUCAUUGGAACAGAGGAAAGAGCCCUGGAUGGUGAAGAGAAAGUUGACAAGAGGCCGGUGCCCAGAUUUGAAGACUGUGCCGGAGACUGAGUUACCUGCAAAGAGGGACAUCUCUAAAGAAAAGUUACCCCAGGCAGUGAUAAUGGAGAGACUCACAAACUACAGUCUGGAAUGCUCCAUAUUAGGGGAAAACUGGGAUUAUGGUGCUCUGUUUGAGAGGCAGCCGGGCUUGGUGACCAUCACGAAUAUGGCUGUAGACUUCUCCCAGCAGCUGGACCCAGCUCAGAAGAGUUUCUGUAAGAAUGUGAUAUGGGAGAGCCAUGGUGACCUGGGGUCAGUAGGACCCUGUGUUUCUAAGCCAGAUUUGGUCUCUCUGCUGGAGCAAGGGAAGGAGCCCUGGAUGGUGGAAAGAGAGCUGACAAGGGGCCUGUUCUCAGGCCAACAAUCUAUAAAUGAGACCCAGGAAUUAUUUCCAAAGCAAGAUUCAUUCGCUGAAGUAACAGAUAGAACUUCAAACACAAAUUUGGAGUGUUCCGCUUUCAGAGAAAAUUGGGGUUCCGAGGGUAUGUUUGAAAGGAAGCUGGUAGGUCAGGAGACACAAUUCAGGCAAGAGGCAAUCACUCAUAACAAAACCCUCUCUAAGGAAAGAGAACGAAUUUAUGCAGGAAAAAAACUUUUCAAAUGUAAUGAAUGUAAGAAAACUUUUACCCAGAGCUCAUCCCUUACUGUUCAUCAGAGAAUUCAUACUGGGGAGAAACCCUAUAAAUGUAAUGAAUGUGGAAAGGCCUUCAGUGACGGCUCAUCCUUUGCUAGACAUCAAAGAUGUCACACUGGCAAGAAGCCUUAUGAAUGUAUCGAAUGUGGGAAAGCCUUCAUACAGAACACAUCCCUUAUUCGUCACUGGAGGUAUUAUCAUACUGGGGAGAAACCCUUUGAUUGCAUUGAUUGUGGGAAAGCCUUCAGUGAUCACAUAGGACUUAAUCAACAUAGGAGAAUUCAUACUGGAGAGAAACCCUACAAAUGUGAUGUAUGUGACAAAGCCUUUAGAUAUGGCUCAUCCCUUACUGUACAUCAAAGGAUUCAUACUGGAGAAAAACCAUAUGAAUGUGAUGUUUGCAGAAAAGCCUUCAGCCAUCAUGCAUCACUCACUCAACAUCAAAGAGUGCAUUCUGGAGAAAAGCCUUUUAAAUGUAAAGAAUGUGGGAAAGCUUUUAGGCAGAAUAUACACCUUGCUAGUCAUUUGAGGAUCCAUACUGGAGAGAAACCCUUCGAGUGUGGGGAAUGUGGUAAAUCCUUCAGCAUCAGUUCACAGCUGGCUACUCAUCAGAGAAUUCAUACUGGAGAGAAGCCCUAUGAAUGUAAGGUUUGUAGUAAAGCAUUCACCCAGAAGGCUCACCUUGCCCAGCAUCAGAAAACUCAUACAGGAGAGAAACCAUAUGAGUGUAAGGAAUGUGGUAAAGCCUUUAGCCAAACCACACACCUUAUUCAACACCAGAGGGUUCACACUGGAGAGAAACCCUAUAAAUGUAUUGAAUGUGGGAAGGCCUUUGGUGAUAACUCAUCCUGUACUCAACAUCAGAGGCUUCACACUGGCCAAAGACCUUAUGAAUGUAUUGAAUGUGGGAAGGCAUUCAAGACAAAGUCCUCGCUUAUUUGUCAUCGCAGAAGUCAUACUGGAGAGAAACCUUAUGAGUGUAGCGCAUGUGGCAAAGCCUUUAGCCAUCGUCAGUCCCUUAGUGUCCAUCAGAGAAUUCAUUCUGGAAAGAAACCAUAUGAAUGCAAAGAAUGUAGGAAAACCUUCAUCCAAAUCGGACAUCUUAAUCAACAUAAAAGAGUCCACACUGGAGAGAGAUCCUAUAACUAUAAGAAAAGCAGAAAAGUCUUCAGGCAGACCGCACACCUUGCUCAUCAGAGAAUUCAUAAUGGAGAGUCAUCAGCACGCCCCUCUUUACCGUCCACAUCGAAUCCUGUGGAUCUGCUUCCCAGAUUUCUCUGGGGUCCGUCCUCACUCCCAUCGCCAUAGUCUCAACAUUGUUAUUUCAGCUGGACUGCUCCGUUAGUUUAAAACUGGUCCCUCUGGUUGGUUGGUUUUGUUGUCCUUUAUGAGUUUGUUCUUCACAUUGCAGUCAGAUUGAUUUUUUUUAAGUGUAAAUACAAUUCAUUCACUUCUUAGGUAAAAACCUGUGUUGAGAUCCUUUAAAUUGUUUAAUACGUAACAUGUGCUUAGCACAGUGCCUGGUCCAGACCAAGUGUUGAGUAAAACAUUAUUUUAGGACAUUGAAGAGUUACCACAGUCAGCUCUGAAUAAAAAUGAUGCAUAGGAGGAGGCCAGGAGAAACCAGUUUAGAUCAGGAACAAGAGUUUCAAGGUAGUCAGCGAGGUUUUUGCCAAUGGUGGUUUAAAACUUGUUUCCAUAUGUUGAGUUAGAACUGUGGCUUUCCAUCUCAUCUGCAUAAAUGUAAGGUGAUGUGACUUUAUUGGUGAGAGAAUUCAGCUUUACUAUACAUCUGACAACAGUCUUAGGAAGUGUGUAGAGAACAUGGGUCAGUAGGCCUCUUAGAACAAAAGAAAUGCAAUAAUCAAAAAAAAUACAAGAUUUGUAUGUACGAAGUUAAAACUACUGACAUGUUACUCAAGAAUUAGAAAAUUUGGAAAGAUUUGAUCUAUUUAAAAUCACCUGGGCUUAUGAAUGAACUCGCUUCAACUUUUAAGGAACUGUCAACUUUGAGGUAAACCAUUCUAAAGUAGGUGUCAGCAGACUAACCCAGUGACCAAAGUCUCACUGGUUUUCCAUGAUCUAAAUUAAAAUUUUUUGUAAAUGGUUGAACAAGCAAAAAGAAUAUUUUGUGACAACAUGAAGGUUACAUUAAA
Molecule: messenger RNA, 2996 nt
Organism: Neomonachus schauinslandi (Hawaiian monk seal)
Lineage: Eukaryota; Metazoa; Chordata; Mammalia; Carnivora; Phocidae
Gene: ZFP28
Product: ZFP28 zinc finger protein
Exons: 7
Coding region: 61-2148 (695 amino acids)
Biological process (GO): negative regulation of transcription by RNA polymerase II
Molecular function (GO): DNA-binding transcription repressor activity, RNA polymerase II-specific
Source: RefSeq, a predicted model, not a curated record